AUGGUGCGAGCCAGGAAUAAGGUGAAAGAGAAUGGCUGCCACAACCAGGUGAAGGAGACCAAGGUUUUGCUGUCGACAGACUUCCUGGAAUGGGGUGCUCCACGUGCUAAGCAAGAGACCAUUGUUGAGCUGUGGGGCUUGCUCAGUGAUUGGAGCCGUGACCGUGAGGUGUCUGAGAUUGGUAGCCCGGGGCCAAACAAUGAGGCAGCGGAGGAUCGAUUCGAUGAUUUGGACGAUGUCCAGGAGGAGCAGCUCCCCUCCGAAGGUUUGCAGCUAUCUCACGAACUGCUGGGGCAAAUGGAAGUGUCGGAAGUUGCAGUUGGCGCUGGGCACUGCGUUCUAGUUUCAUCUUGUGGACGUGCUUUCGGCUAUGGCUGCAAUGCCAGGGGUCAGCUCGGCAUCGGUGGCGAGGAGCUGGAAUCAAGCUCCCUGGCUGAACUGCAUCUAAAGUCAUCAAACUAUGAAGGUACAAGGGAAAUGAAGGUGCUGGGCGCAGCCUGUGGCAGUGAACACACCCUGCUUUUGGCUCGAUCUCCAUCGGGCGAGAGUCCAAGACAGAUCUUUGUUUGCGGAGCAUGGGAAGCGCUGGGCUUGCCACAUUCUUGCGCAGAUCAGUUUUACCCAACGCAGAUACCGCUCCGCCACGAUGUGACAGCCAUCGCUGCACGUGGGGGCGCAAGCUGCUGCACAGUAAGUGAAGGAGAGUCAGAGACCUGCCGUCAUUUGCUCUACCUGUGGGGAGAAGUUGACUGUUGCCCUUGUCCAGAUCUUUUGGAGCGACCGACCCCGUGUUUCCGAUUACCCCGCAUGACAAGAAAACUGGGCCUUGGCGGCUCCUUCGGACUUGUGCUAGACAUUACAGGGAACGUAUACGCAUGGGGUGAUGGCACGUACGGUGAACUUGGCGGAGCUGUUAUGGACUUCGGUGGUUGGCCACUUACCAACCGGAGCUUUACAGAUCCACAGGCUCUUCCAGUCCCGGGAAAAGUGACGCUUCCUCGUCAUACUCAGGACAAAGAGGCUGGUGAAGAGGGACCCAAGGGGGUCAAGGACAUCGCCUGUGGCGAAAGGCAUUCCCUACUGCUGGAUGAUGCAGGGAAUCUCUAUGCCUUUGGAGAGAACCUGGCAGGGCAGUGUGGGGUUUUGGAGGCUGUAGGUUCUGGACACAUCUUCGGCUGCACUGUACAACAGCCACGACCAGUUCCCAUCGAGGCCGCGUCCCUCUCCGACGUGACACCAACUCAGGAGCGUGGGGAGAAGGUUUUUGCUGGGAAGUGGCACUCAGCCAUGGUCACCGCAGACCAUCGUCUCUAUAUUUGGGGCCACCCGAGCAACAGAAAGCUUGGUCACGUGGGCUUCAAUCAUGACGGCACUGAGGCCGGCGAAGAUCCUGGCAUUGGUGCCAAGCAGAAGAGUAAGGCCCGGCCUCCCGGGGUCGCAGUCCGCAGUGCUUUGCGUGAUGCAGUGCGGCGGCCACGCAUGGUUUUUGCACUGCUGCAUCGCAGGGUGAGGACACUGGGGCUCGGCGAAGAAUGCACUGUGAUCGUGCAUGGAGACGGAAAGGAACCAGAGGAAUCCCAGGAGGUGCAAGAUGUGCAAGUGCAGAGCGAGGCGAUCCCUGAUUUGGAGGCAGCCCUUCCAGUGGAGGCUGAAAAGGAAUCUCAUCCAUUGGAGGAAGCACAGCCACCUAAGGACUUUGGGCUGUUGGCUGGCAUUUGUGAGAGAUUUCGUCUCUAUGACGCGGUGGAGAAGCUCUCCAUCAACGAUACUGGCCACACUGCUGUGUCUCGACUCAGGCGAACGAAUGGACUCCAUGACCCACUGGACUACGAUGAGUGUGACAGUGAUGACCUUCCGGACUUGGAACCCAUCGAACCUGGAGAUAGCUUGUGGCUUUGUGUGAAUUGCCACAGUGCCGACUGGAGACGUGAAGGAGCUGCCUGGACCUGCAUGUCCUGUGGAUGCAAUCGUUUUCGAGACGCAUUUCUGGAAGACAGCAGUCGGGUACAGCCACCACCCAGACCUUGGCACUAUGAGCGUUCCUGGCCACGAGAUUACCCAGAUGUUCGGAUGCCUGACGAUCCGAGACCUAUGAGCGAGCCCAAUGAAGACUAUGAACAUCCUGCUGAGUCUGAGCAGUUGACGAAUGAUCCCACUGUUGAUCCUGACGACCCAGUGGAGACUCCUGCAAGACCGAGCAGACGACAACGACGUGCUGCUAGGAAAAAGGAUGCACUACAUGCUGAUCAACUUGGACGUCGUAAAGUUUCAUAUGACACAUCGAUGCAAACGACAAAGCGUGGUGGAGCACCUUCACCUUCAAGCCCUGGCCAUUCAGAUGGAGGACCAUUUUCUAGCAAGCCUUCCAGCAAGCUUUCCAGCAAGCCUUCCACUGGCCCGCAUGGACAGUGGCGAGAUGAGAUGUUGAAGCAGCUUGCUGACCAAGGCACCAAAGAGCCUUGGAAUAUUGCAAUGGGACCUUCACCUGGCUUGAAGUAUCGUGGAGGCACACCACCGCAGCCACCACCAUGGACCUAUGCAAAGGAUGACCUUCGAGCUUUCUCCAAGUGUGAAAGGAAACUGGAAGUUUGGCGUUUGCAGAUCCGAGCAUAUCUCCCUCCAAGGGAAUCCAGCCUCAUGCUGUACUCGUCACUUCGUGGAGAUGCAGAAGAAGAACUUGAGCACUGCGAUCUGAAGAAGGUAGACUCUGACGACGGCGUUGACUACAUCGUCGAAAUGCUGCGUGCCCCAUUGAUGACCAAGACCAUUUACCUCAAGCGCAAGUACCUCCAUGAGUUUGAGACCAUUCAGAGGCACUUUGGGGAGAGCAUCAGAGAUUUCACCAACCGCUAUCAUAGAACAGAACGAUCGUUGCUUGCAGUUGGCAUCAAUGCUCAGGCCAUGUACGAUGAGGAGUCAAGGGGAUCCAGAAUCCUCGAUAGAAUGAGGUUGAGCUUGGAGGCGCAGCGCCUUGUGCUUGUGGGUUGUCAACAAAGCUUGAAGUAUCAUGAUGUGGUUGAGUCCGCAUUGCUGCAAUUCCCGCAGCACCGUCCAGCACCUCUGGUUGUCUAUGUCAAAGAGUUUGAGGGAAAGGGGGACAGAAAUCAUAGGCCAGACCAAUCCAAAACACAUCCAGCCAACUCUGGACAAGGUGGAGGACAAAGCAACCAAAAAGGUGGCAAGGGCGAUUCCAAAGGCAAACGCCCGUCAGCCUUCACCAACACCAAGAGGACCUAUGUUGCUGAGAACCCUGACAAUGAGGACCAACCCACCGAAGAUCAUGCAGAAGAACAGGCAGCCGAUGAGGAUGCUGAUCAACAAGCUCCUGAUGGAGAUGAGGCCGACGAGAACCAAGAAGAUGAAGGCGCCCCUGAGGGCGAAGAUGAUGAGCUCGAUUCCAGCCUCCGUGACGUUGUGCAAUGCUUGACAGUGACUGCAAGGCGUCUCCAAAGUUUGACAUUGGGACGUCGCUUCAGCGGCAAGAAGACGAUAGAGCAGAGAAAGCAGGAAAGUCAUUGCGCAGUUUGCGGUGAGAAAGGGCACUGGCAGGGCGAUGCAGCCUGCCGUCAAAGUUCAAAGCCUGCUGCUGGCAAAGGUGGAGCCAAAGGUGAUGCCAAGAAACCAGACAAGACUUCGUCAGCACCAGCCAAAAGAGUUUUGCGCGUGCAGCAGCCCAAUGGAUCUCUCAAGUCGGUCAGCUUUGAUGAAGAUGAUGGUGAAACUCAUGAUGGCGAUGAUCAGCAUGGGCCAUUUGGAACGUACUUCACCUUCAUGACCAAUAACCCCAGCAUCAACAUCCACCAAGUAUAUGGCACUAACAUCAAGAGCUUUGCAGAUUUCAUGGUUUUGGAUACUGCUUGUCAACGUACGUGUUGCAGCUCAACUUGGUUUUCUUUUCGCAAGGAGAAGUUGGAAAGAUACAGCCUCAAGAUGCACACCAGCCCCAACAAGGAGCCCUUCGAAUUUGGUCACGGUCCCACGCAGUUUAGUCACCAACAUGCUUUGAUUCCCGCGGGUUUGGACGACACUCAUCAUGGACUAUUAUUGUUGGGAGCAUGCGUUAUUUCCACAACGAAUGACAUUCCUUUGUUAGGCAGUAGCGGGCUUCUUUCAGACAAGCUCCAAGUGGUGCUCGACCUGCCCAAGAGGAGUGCAUAUCUCAGAAGUUUGCAGAUCACCUUGCCUAUUUGUAUGGUCAACGGCCACCUUGCUUUCAAUAUCAGCAAAUUUCCUGAGCAUGUUUCGAAAUCACCAGUUUGGCAUGAUUUGACAAAACUCUGCAGCAAAUUUGAAGGCGACCGUGAAUUGAUGCUGCCACCACAGGCUCUCAAGGUUUGCAACAUACGACCUGAAAGCCCCAGCAAUGCUUCAAGGAGCGCCUCCACAAUGGUUGCAGAACUGGAGCCGCUUCGUUGCAGCACUUUUUCAAGCGGAAAGGCUUCUAUGCCAGGUGAUGCUACAGGCAGUGAAGCUACGAAUUCGACCAAGGCGUUGGCUGACAUUCCAAGACCCUCUCGAGAUGGACAACAUGAUGAAGUUGAUGGACAUGUCCCAACAGCCUUGCCAACAUCCGUCAAUUCGACGGUACGGGAACAGGCACGGCAGUUUCGCCAAGUGCCAGGAUUGCCAAAAGGGGUGGCGGUGGUCAGACGAACAAGAUCGCUGGGUAGAUCCAGCGCCAUCGCGGCGGCCACAACUGCCAUCGCCUGCAUCCUCAACAGCGUCAACCUUUGUGGACAAGAACCGAAAGCCCCGCUGGACCCUGGCAGUCUCGAUUUCCUCGACAACUUCGGAGCCAGCUCGCCCCGCGCCAAUUAUGGAUGCUGCCAAACCACCUCCAACAACCAAGGAGAAGAAGAGCACGGCCAGACCCAAGAGUUCUGGCGCUGGCAAGCGGAGAGCAGCCAUCAAGGCGGAGGAGGCAGAGGAAAUCUCCGACGAGUACGAUUGGUCGACGAUCGAACCAUGAUGAAGAGACCCAAAACCACAUGGGUCACUGGUCACUUGAGGCAAGUCCUGAAGACCUAUGAGAUGGAGAAUCAGGCUUAUGCACAGAUGCCCAACCACAAGGACCAGAUGCAGUUCGGCCCCAAGAUUGACCUCCUGGAAGUGUUUGCCGGCAGUGCCAAUUUGACAGCAAGAGCCCCUCGGUUCAAGCUUUCCGCCCUGGAACCAAUUGACAUCAAGAUCAACGUUGAUCUCACCACACCAGAAGGACGAGCCAUCGUCUGGAGAGCCGUGAAGAAGUUUCGACCUCUACUGGUCGUAGUGGAAUGGCCAUGCAAAGAAUGGAGCAUCUUCAACGAGAACAUGAACUAUUCAUGGCGUCCAGGCGAACUUGAACAGCUACGACAGCAAGAACGACCUCUGGUGGAGUUCGGCGCUGACCUUAUGCAUUAUCAGCACCAACAUGACAGGUUCUAUCUGGGCGAAAAUCCAUUGAGAUCCCGCAUUUGGAGAGAGGAGCCAGUGGUUUCUGUCACCGAACUGCCUGACAACAUAACUACACGAUGCGAUGCUGGAGCCUACGGUGCAGAAACUGAAGAUGGCUGGCCUAUCCAAAAACCACAUCAAUGGAUUGGCAACUCCAAGGAGAUCAUGGCAGAACUAUGUCGGGUCCUCACCGAUGAAGCCAAGCUCUACACCAAACCUGUGCAGGGCAAAGACACAGAAGCCAGCGGCCGAUACUGUGAUGGCCUUUGUGAUGCCAUCCUUCGUGGCCUCAAACGUGAAGCUGUUGCACGAGACCCUCUCAGAUUUCGACCACCUGAGAAGGCUUCCGUGUACUAUGUCAAGCCCACCAACGACGAGCAGGCCUGGGACUCUCUUCUCAACACUUUUGAGAAGAGGUUUGAGAACACGCACAAGAAGCCAUACAACCUGCCAACCAAUGACGACCUCUACAACGAGAUCUGCAGAUUGGUGCCUUGGGACAUUGAGCGUAUCCAAGUGGCAUGGCUUCCUGUGGCUCGUCGAUGGCCAACUGACAUACCAUUCACACACCGUGGAGCAGCCCUUCGAACAGCCAGUGGCAAGAUCAUCCUGGAGAGCGAAGAUCUAUCUUCAGUGGUGUACCCAAAACAAAGGUAUUUCGAGACAAUUCGUCUCGGCAUUUUCUUCUUUGGUCAUGCUCCAGGUGGACCUCAAGAUGAUUCGCAGGAAGCAGACGGAGCUGAACAACGUCCACAACAAGAAGCUCCAUCAUCAAAGGACCUAGUCAGUGGAAUGACAACUGACAUUUGGUUCGAAGAUGCACCACCUGAAAUGACCAAGGAGCUGAAGAAGUCACUAGCACGCCUUCAUGCCAAUAUGGGCCAUCCACCGAAAGAAGAACUGAUUCGCAUUCUUGCUGCCUCCAACAACUUGAGCAGCAAGGUUUUAGCUGGACUCGAUGCACUACGUUGUGGAAGUUGCCUGCGAUUGACCUUGCCCAAAAAGCCUGCAGUUUCUUCCACAUCAACAAUGAAUGCCUCAGCAUUUGGAGAUCGACUUCAGGCUGACAUCGUCUACAUUCGGACUUUGUCACAGAAUGUCCCAGUUCUUGGAAUAGUGGAUGAAUUCACGAACUACAUUGUGGCCACCACUCUGACUGACAGACAUCCUGCGACAGUGCUGAAGACCUUUUUGACGAUGUGGUAUCAUCCACUUGGACUCCCACAACACCUGACAGUCGAUCCCGACACGGCAUUUCUGGGCAACAUGGAAGAGUGGCAUGCACGCCACGGCAUCGAGUAUGAGAUCAUUCCAGCUGAAGAGCACUGGCGAAUUGGCAAGAUUGAAAGAAGGAAUGCCCUUCUUCGAACUUUGGUGGAAAGGCUUGUCGACCACCAUGCAGUGGUCAGCCGAGAAGCUCUCGACGAAGUGAUUGUGGCAGCCUGUCACUCUCUCAAUAGCAGCACAUACAGCUAUGGCAGAUCGCCAUUUCAGGCUGUGUUCGGAAGGAUCCCCAGGCCAUUGGGCGAUUUGCUCUCUGAUGACAAGGCCCUGGUGAUUAGCAACAACAACAACCAGAUCUUCCGACCAGAGCUGCUGAGAGCUGAGGCAGUUACCACAUUGAUGCAGAUUUCCGCAUCACAAGCUGUACGCCGAGGCCUCCUCCGAAAAACCAGACCACAACAAGAUCUACCUCGACUUCAACCUGGACAGACCAUUGCAUUUUGGCGGUGGCAAGGAAGAUCCCGGCAGCACAAAAAGGGAUCAUGGAGUCUGGGCAGAUACUUGGCCAGCGACCCUGACAAGAAAUCCUCAUGGGUUCAAGUGGGCAAAACAACCAUUCGCAUUGGCAACAACCAGAUUCGCCUGGCUUGCGGAUGGGAGGACUGGUCACCUUCGGAGGAGGAUGUCAAGCUGCUGAAAGACGCAGAAGCCAACCUUUCACAAGGCCUGUGGGACGAUAGUCGCGGUGAUCCUCCUGGAGAAGAUGAAGCCCAAAUGAUCGACCAGGAGAUCUUCAACUUUCGACCCAUCCAGGACUUGCAGCUGUCCAAUGAGAGAGGCAUGACCCGCCAGGAAGCAAAACAACUUGACAGAGAAAUUCCUUGGCGGGACAUCAUGAAGCAAGAUGAAGCAACCAUCCAGCAGUACGUUGAGAGUGCCAUCAGCGAGUACAAUGGAUGGAUGAAAUGGGGCGGUGUCAGGGCAAUCCCGGAGGAUGAGGCAAACCGCAUCCGAAAUUCUGCGAAAAUGCGCCGCAGAAUCAUGAAAAGCCGUGCGGCUUACCGGGAUAAAAACAGAGGACAACCACCACUACGCCCAAAAACCAGAGUUGUGGUGAUUGGAUGUGCUGACCCUGACCUUCGCCAACUAUCAAGAGACAGCCCUACGCCAACGCGCCUUUCAGAGAUGAUUAUCCUUUGCAUAGCAACCUCUGGCGCAAAUGGCGAGUUCAACAUGGAUGGACUCCAAUGGACUCUAUGGCUGUCAGAUGCUGAGAAGGCAUUCCUUCAAGGAUUUCAAGACAAGUCUGAGAGGAAUGGACCAAUCUUCAUGGAACCUCCACGAGACCCCAUUCAGCAACGUGCCAAAGCUUUUGCCGCUGCCUUGUACGAGAUACUGGGUAACUGCUAUGGCCUUAGCAAUGCACCUCGCACUUGGUACAUUGCUGUGGAUGCGAAACUUCGAAAGAAUGGGUUCAUCCAGCACAGCCUCGACCGUUGCUUCUACAUGCACUUCGACGCCAGUGGCCAACUGAACUGUGCACUGAUAGUGCAUGUCGAUGACUUCAUGGCUGUGUAUUCAACCUCGUUUCCAAUAGCCAAGUUGGAAGAAAUGUUUGAAUGGGGCUCCAUCACAAAAGUCACAGAGAACCAGCCCGGAGUUUACCGAGGCAAAGAAAUCACUUUGAAGCGACACGGAGGAAAACUGCAGUACUACAUCACCCAGAAGAAGUUCAUAGAAGGAACCACUGCAGGUAAGCUACCUCCUGGACGUCUUCAACAAGACAGCGAGCUGAGCACUGCUGAAAUGAGCGACUUCCGCAGUGCCGUCGGAAGCUUGCAAUGGCUCUCAGGUCAGACAAGGCCUGACUUGGCAGCCGCGUCAUCCUUGUGCCAAAAAGGAUCCAAGACCGAGAUCAGCGAUCUCAACAAAGUGUACGAGUGCAUCAAGCACGCCAGAGAAACACCAGACUUUGGCAUAGGCUUCCCUUCUGUGCCGUUCAACCAGAACUCCGUCAUCCUGAUUUACUCAGACGCUUCAUGGGCGAACGCAUCAAAUCUGACUUCGCAGUUUGGCGUUUUGGUGACAAUAUGUCCACCACAGGUGACAGAGCGUACAUGCAAUGCAUUUCUGGUUGAUUGGAAGAGCGGCAGAACACAGAGAGUCUGCCGGAGCACACUCGCAGCCGAGGCCUACAGCGCUGAUGAAGGCGCUGACAGAGGCAGUUUCGUAAACUAUUUCAUCACCGAGAUCUUCCACCAGAUCCCUGCUUACAAAGGCGUGAUGAAAAUGAACAUGAAGCAAGCCGUGGAUGCCAAGUCUCUUUUCGACUGUCUCGUGGCCGAGAACCCAUCCACGAGCGAAAAGAGAAGUCUGAUAGCAAUUAGGUCUGUGCAGCAAAGCUUGGGCCGCAAAGAUGUUCACUGGGUACCUACCCAGAUCAUGCAAGCAGAUGGACUGACGAAGCUUGACCCCAAACUUCGAGCUUUACUGAUGCAAUGGUGUUCCGCGCCCUGGUGCCAGCUGAGAGAAGAAGCUUUGUCCAGGAAAAGCACUACCGAGAAGACUGUCACCAAUAUUGCAUUCUGCUUCCGGGAACGCCUAAGACAGCGAGCUGCCUUUGUGACUGGUGGCAUGGAUGGUGUGCAGCUCACCUUUGCGAAGACUUUCGAGGGCACAAAUCUGUUCCAGAUAUUGCCUCAAGGCAAGAAGAGUGACUUUCCUUAUGGAACAGAUCUCCAUGCAGGCGCGACGCACGAGCAAAGACAGGAGGUGUUUGGUUUGCUCGGCCAUCUCUACCUAACCGUGGAGGGUGGACCUGGUGUGGCAAAAGAAGCCAGAAUCGCUGUGAACAAUGGUGCUUGCGUGAUCCCACUGGUGAGCAGUGGUGGUGCAAGUGGUGGCCUUUUCGACUUUCCCAAGGAAUGUUUCCAGAAGCCCAUUUGGGCUCCCGAGCCCCGGUGGAGCCUGCUACAGCAGAAGGCCGGCCGCAUCAUGAGUUUACCAAUUGGAAUUUGA
This is a messenger RNA of Cladocopium goreaui, 9675 nucleotides long. NCBI's taxonomy places the organism in Eukaryota, Dinophyceae, Suessiales, Symbiodiniaceae. The record is from the annotation of a GenBank genome assembly.